Molecule: messenger RNA, 369 nt
Organism: Microthlaspi erraticum
Lineage: Eukaryota; Viridiplantae; Streptophyta; Magnoliopsida; Brassicales; Brassicaceae
Source: the annotation of a GenBank genome assembly
AUGGCCAUGAACUUCAUGGUUUCCAUGAGGACUCAACGAUUGUCCCCUCUCCGACAAUCACUGCUGAUGGCCAAGAAAUUCCGAAUCCAGAUUAUGCAUCCUCUACAGCGCACUCAUUGGUCCAAUCUCACUAUCGAUUCCGUGGUUUCAACCGCUACAACAACCAGCAAGGUGUGGGCGACUCUUCUCUCCACCUAUGGCAAACCAUCACGAGGUCACAUCCGACAACUUAAAUACCAAAUCAAGACAUGUAUGAAGGCCACCAAAACCAUCAACGAAUAUCUUAGGAUUAUCAAAGGAAAAGCGGAUUACCUUGCAUUCUGUCGAUCCAGAAGACCUCACGAAACAUAUCUUAGCCGGUCUGAGUGA